GUGAAAUUUCAAGGCCAUGAUGUGAUUAUUGAUUCUGACGAUAUCAAAGAGAACAAUUUAUUAAAGAUCCAAGUGAUACUAUCGUAUUUAAGUUUUAUAAUUUUUGGAUUAUCAGAUCAAACGAUUGGAGUGCUAAUUCCGGUUUUUGUUAAAGAUUACGAAAUGAAAGAGUCUACAAUUUCGUUAUUAUAUUUUGCUCAAUUUUUUGGAUAUUUUAUUAUAUCUGUAUUUAACGAUUAUUUGCAUCGAUUGAUGGGGUUUCAUGGAGUGCUAGUUACUUCUGUUGGGUUAAUAGGUACAUGCAGUUUUAUUGGGAUGUUCAAACCACCAUUUUUUGUAUUGAUUAUUGGGUAUGUAUUGUGUGGGAUUGGAGUUGGAGCACAAGAUGCAGCAGUUGGAGUUUGGUUGGGAAAACUAAAGUAUUCUAAUGAGUUAAGUGGGUUGCUACAUGCCAGUUAUGGGGUGGGUUGUAUUGUGACGCCUAUUUUUGUUACCAAAGUGCUAUUGAAUAAUAAUAUCAGCUGGAGAUAUCACUAUUUGAUAAUUUUCAUGUUAGCGAUGGUGGUGAGUAUAAUUGAUUUCUUUGUCUUUAAACACGAGUCUAAAUGGAAAUAUCGAUUUCAAGUUGAAGAAAAUAAAAGUGAAGAAAAUGAAAGUGAAAACGAUGGUAAUGCAAAUGAAUCGAGUGGGAUUCGAAAUGCAAUCAAGAACAAAAAAGUUUUAGGAUUGGCAUUGUUUUUGUUUUUGUAUGUUGGCACAGAGGUAUCAAUUGGAGCCUGGACAUUGAGUUAUUUGAUCAAGAUCAAAAAUGGAACCAUGGAUCAGAUGUCAGUGGUUAUAUCAAUGUUUUGGUUUGGGUUAACACUUGGGAGAAUUGUUUUGGGCUUUGUGACGCCAAAGUUAUCCUCGGAGUAUUUGGCUAACAUGAUCUAUGAGUCGCUAUCGAUAGUGUUUUUUGUUUUGUUUUGCUUGGGCUCCAGCUACUGGCUGUUCAUUGCGACGGUUUUCUUGACUGGGGUGUUUAUUGGGCCAAUCUUCCCCACCACAACGAUAUACUCGGUGAAGAUCUUGCCAGUGCAAUUGCAUGUUUCUGGAGUAGGAUUUGCAAUGGCUCUAGGUGGUGGUGGAGCAGCAGUCUUGCCCUGGCUCAUGGGCAAUCUCUGUGAGCUCUGGGGCAGUUUCAGGUUGUAUCCAUACUUUGUUGUGUUGUUUCUC
Molecule: messenger RNA, 1215 nt
Organism: Ascoidea rubescens DSM 1968
Lineage: Eukaryota; Fungi; Ascomycota; Saccharomycetes; Ascoideales; Ascoideaceae
Product: MFS transporter
Exons: 1
Biological process (GO): transmembrane transport
Cellular component (GO): membrane
Molecular function (GO): transmembrane transporter activity
Source: RefSeq, a predicted model, not a curated record